Molecule: messenger RNA, 756 nt
Organism: Hyla sarda
Lineage: Eukaryota; Metazoa; Chordata; Amphibia; Anura; Hylidae
Product: olfactory receptor 2D3-like
Exons: 5
Coding region: 1-756 (251 amino acids)
Biological process (GO): G protein-coupled receptor signaling pathway
Cellular component (GO): membrane
Molecular function (GO): olfactory receptor activity
Source: RefSeq, a predicted model, not a curated record
AUGAGAUCAGCGCUGCUGACACCGGACAAGCCAUGGCUGCAGAUCCAAGCAUCACAUUUAACCAGACAUCUUCUGGGGUGUUGUGCUCUUAGCACAACCCCAGAUGACAUUUGCUCCACAACAUCUACAAUUCCUAAACUUCUGAACAUGAUCCUAUCUGGGAAUAACACAAUAUCCUUCACACAGUGUUUUACACAGACAUUUUUCUUCUUAUUGGCCGCUAGUGCAGAAGACAUCCUGUUAUUCAUUAUGGCUUUGACAUCUUACGUCAAGAUCAUUAAAGUUAUCUUAAAGAUUCAGUCAACAGAUGGAAAGAAAAAAGCCUUCUCCACCUGCUCCUCCCAUCUUGCCGUCAUCAUUCUCUACUACGCAACCGGAGCUUCCAUGUACAUGAUUCCUCCCUCUAAGUAUUCCCAUGCUAUAGAACAGAUUGCCACUAUCCUGUGUACAGCAGUCACGCCAAUGUUGAACCCUCUGAUAUACAGCCUACGGAACAAAGAAGUUAAGAAAGGCUUGCGGAAGGAAGGGAGAAGAAAAGCCUUCUCCACCUGUUCUUCCCACCUUAUUGUCAUGGUGAUCUACUACUCUACAGGAGGAUCACACGUCAUGUCCUCCUUCUACCACACAGGAGAUCUUCUUAACCAAAUCUUGUCCAUGUUCUACACUACGAUUGUCCCCACAAUAAAUCCACUUGUUUGUAGUCUACGUAACAAUGAAAUCAAGAAAGCUCUUCAGAGAUUGUGGAAGGCAAAAUAG